UGGCAAUUAAAUAAAUACAACAAUACGCUACGCAGUCUGAUCUAUUGUAUUUCCUAUUGUUCGCCCAAUUGGACUGUGCAGAAAGCCAGAUUUGACGGGAAAAAUGCUGAAUUGUCAACACUCUCACGCUCUCACGGAAAGAACCAAAAUUGCGCUCAAAGACGGAAGAUCAGUGGAGCAAUGGAGAAGAGUGUACGGCGCGUGGUCUUCGACUGUGAUAUUGGUAUCGAUGAUGCUUGGGGACUGCUGAUGCUAUUGCGAGCCGAGGAAUAUCUUAAGUCCUUUAAAUGUGAAAUUCCCGAGUCAAUCCCUAUACAGAAGUUUAAGCUAACGGCCGUUACAUGUGUUAGGGGCAAUGCCGACAUUGAAAAUACGACAAAGAAUGCAAUGCGUGUGCUCUCAGCAGUAAAAAGAAUGGACAUUCCUGUAUAUAAAGGCUGCAGUGGACCCAUUUUACCCACCAAUUGGAAGCCUUAUUCAGAUUUUCAUGGCAAGGACGGUUUGGGCGAUGUGGGCGACUAUCCGCAGAUCAAUGAGGAGCAGCAGCUAUGUUCCGAGCAUGCCGUAAAUGCGAUGUAUCGCUUAGCCUGCGAAUUUCCGGGACAGAUUGAUUAUAUACUCAUAGGACCGCUGACAAAUUUUGCCAUGUGCAUAAAUCUUUAUGGCGAUGCAUUUUUGGACAAAAUUGGUAAUGUGUAUAUUAUGGGUGGCAACAUCCAUGGCAAAGGCAAUGCGACGAAAAGUGCAGAGUUUAAUUUCAUGCUGGAUCCCGAGGCUGCCUUUAUAGUAUUGGAGCGAUUAAAGCAACCAGCGCUAAUACUACCCUGGGAAACGUGCAUUGAUGAGGAGCUGGAUCUAACUCUAGAUUGGCGCCUCAACGUGUUGGGAGCUGUGAACAGCGAUUUUAUAAAGCUUAUGAAUCGCGUAGAGACAAACGUGUUUGUACCCCGCGGUUUUGUCAAGUGGUUAACCUGCGAUGCGCUGCUUAUAGCCGCUUAUCUAUUUCCCAGUCAUGUUAUUGCCCAGCAGCGCGGCUAUUAUGCCAGCGUGGAGCUAAGCGGCACACAGACACGCGGCCAAAUGGUGCUGGAUCAUAAGAAGGGUCGCAUUGUGGACUAUCUGCAUGGCAAGGACAUUAAUGCAAAUCUCAUUUAUCAUCUGCAUGCGAAGCACAUGCGGACCAUAUUUGCCUGGGCAGCUGGACUUGAAGGCGUGCGCAUCGAGCAGUUGUGGGAGGAGGAGAAGUAAACAAACAAAACAAUUUGUUAACUAA
Molecule: messenger RNA, 1273 nt
Organism: Drosophila busckii
Lineage: Eukaryota; Metazoa; Arthropoda; Insecta; Diptera; Drosophilidae
Product: inosine-uridine preferring nucleoside hydrolase
Exons: 2
Coding region: 181-1248 (355 amino acids)
Molecular function (GO): hydrolase activity, hydrolyzing N-glycosyl compounds
Source: RefSeq, a predicted model, not a curated record